Closterium sp. Naga37s-1 is the source of this 1071-nucleotide messenger RNA. Lineage: Eukaryota; Viridiplantae; Streptophyta; Zygnematophyceae; Desmidiales; Closteriaceae. The record is from the annotation of a GenBank genome assembly.
AUGCACCGUUGGUCCCCUUUAUCCCUUUUCUCGGCCCUGCACCCCGUUCCCCCCUCUCCGCCUUACACCCUCCUUCUCCCUCUUUCCUCUCUGCCUUACCCUCUUCUUCCACCUAUCCCCUCACUGCCUUACACUCUUCUUCCCCCUUUCCCCUCUCUUCCGUACACUCUUCUUUCCCAUCUCCCCUCUCUGCCUUACUCCCUUCUUCCCCCUUUCCCCUCUCUCCUUACACUCUACUUGCCCCACCAAGCGUUCAGUGCCUUACACCUUCUCUGCCUAACGCCCUGCUUCCCCCAUUCCCCUACCUGCCUCGCACCCUUCUUCUUCCUUUCCUCACUCUGCAUUACCACCUUCUUCCACGUUUCCAACCUCGGUGCCUUGCACCCUGCUUCCCCCUUUCCCCUCCCUGCCUCUCACCCUUCUUAUCCCCUUUCCCUCCCUGCCUCUCACCCUUCUUAUCCCCUUUCCCUCCCUGCCUCUCACCCUUCUUAUCCCCUUUCCCUCCCUGCCUCUCACCCUUCUUAUCCCCUUUCCCUCCCUGCCUCUCACCCUUCUUAUCCCUCUUUCCCUUGCUCGCGCGCCCACCUUGCUCCAUCUGUCCCUAGAUCAUGGUUUAGGCACUUUGCUCAACCCGCCUUGCCUUCAGCCUCCCCCUGUCCUUGCGCCCGACGACAUGAGCUCACGCCCACACCUGUUGCAUUCCGCCGCUUGUUCCAAAUCCAAGCGGAGGUUCUUGACUCUGACUGCCGGGACCGGGACAAGAAGGGCCGCACCACCGUUACAAUCCGGGACUUUGACUUGAGUGGCAGGGAGGAGUUAUUGACAGGGGUCCUGAGAGGGGGGGGGGGGGGGGUUGUUGAAGGGAGGGUGGCACAGAGCAAACGGUACAGGAGUGAGGAGCGAGGUAGUAAGGGUGGCCCGUGGGUGAGUAAGGGCGGAAGUGUGGUUGGAGGUUGGGUUGUUGGGGGGAGGGGUGGAGAGGAACGGAUGAGGGGUGGUGGUUGGGAGCAGCAGCAGGGAGGACGGGAUGUGAGAUGGGAGGACGGGAGGUUAGAGGAGAGGCUGGAAUGA